AUGGUGGCUCUGAGCAACCCCUUUUCGAAAGGCAAGCCUGAAGAGGAAGGCAAGGAGGCCGAAAAUGCGAUUGCGCAGAACCUAGAGGCGCAGGGCGCCGACGUACAGACCUUUAGCGAAGAUGCUUCGCCGGAGGAAAAGGGGAGGCAGGCAGCCAAGGCUCGCGACGAGCUCAAGCCCAAGGGCGAGCUCGCGGUGAAGCAGGAGCAGGCCAAGAAGGAGGAGGAGGCGAAGCUCAACCGCUCCGUCCAGUCCGACCUCGGCGGCUCCAAGGUGCGCCCCAAUGUCGGCAUCCGCGACGUGGACCAUGCCUCGCGCCAGGCUGGCCAGCUCGGCUACGGCGAGGUGGUCCCGGGCUCGCUGCCGGCGGGCGAAACCUCGCUGAACAUCCCCGACUGGUACACGGUCGGCUGGAUCGGCGCGUCGCGCAGCCUGCGCGACCUCAAGCCCGGCCAGCUGGAGGACACCGAGUCGCGCAUGCGCGACACGAACCUCAUCAGCUCGUUUUUGAGCGACGCGUACUACGGCUACAUGUGGUCGGACGCGGCGGUGAUUGUCGCCUCGGUCAUUAUCACCUACUUUGUGACGCGCUUUGGCGGCGGCUGGGGCACGCUCCUGAUUAUUCUGAGCAUUUGCGGUACCUACUACUGCACGUCGAACCGCCGCAUGCGCUCGCGCAUGCGUGACGACGUCUCGCGUGAGCUCGCGCGCCAGCGCAUGAUGACCGAGAACGAGACCGCGCGCUGGAUCAACAACUUCCUGUCGCGUUUCUGGCUGAUCUACGAGCCGGUGCUCAGUGCGACGAUCAUCCAGUCGGUCGACGAGGUGCUCAAGUCGCAGUGCCCGCCGUUUCUCGACUCGCUGCGUCUCACCACCUUUACGCUGGGUACCAAGGCCCCGAUCGUGGACUAUGUGCGCACGCUGCCCGACACCGACGACGAUGUGAUUGUGAUGGACUGGAAGAUUAGCUUUACCCCGAACGACGUUCAGGACCUGACCGUGCACCAGGCCUCGAAGAAGAUCAACCCCAAGGUCGUGCUCACAAUCCGCGUCGGAAAGGGCAUGAUCGGCGCCGGCCUUCCGAUCCUGCUCGAGAACAUGAGCUUUGUGGGCUCGAUGCGUAUCCGCCUGAAGCUCAUCAGCAGCUUUCCGCAUGUCCAGGUGCUCGAUCUGUCGUUCAUGGAGCCGCCGAGCUUUGACUACGAGCUGAAGCCGAUCGGCGGUAGCGCGCUGGGCCUCGAUGUCGCGGCGCUCCCGGGUCUGUCGGGCUUCAUCCAGAACCAGAUCCACGCAAACCUCGGCCCGAUGAUGUACAACCCCAACCAGUUCUCGAUCAACCUCGAGGAGAUGAUGUCGGGCACUCCGCUCGACUCCACCGCCGGUGUGCUUCAGGUGACCAUCUGGAGCGCCCGCGACCUGGUCGGCGUCAAGUUUGCCGGCGGUACGCCCGACCCUUACGUCGCGCUUGCACUGAACGACGGCAAGGAGAUUGAGCGUACGCGCGUCAAGGAGUCGACGACGCAGCCGACGUACAAGGAAACCAAGUACAUCCUGCUCAAGGAGCUCCAGGGCCUGCUCACGCUCUCGAUCUACGACUACAACGGCAACCGCCCAGACACGCGCUUGGGUGUGACGACCUUUGACCUCGACUCGCUGAACGAGAACCCCGAGCCGGGCCAGCUGAACAAGGCGGUGAUGUACAACCAGUCGCCCCACGGUUCAGUGCAGUUCUCGCUCUCGUACUACCCCGUGCUCAAGCCCGAGACCGCCGAGGACGGCACGCCUUUGCCGCUCCCCGAGACGAACGCGGGCGUGAUCCGCCUUACGCUCCACCAGGCCAAGGAGCUCGUAAAGAAGGCGAGCAUUCCGGGCGAGAUGGACCCCAAGGCGCGUCUCCUGCUCAACAACAAGGUGAUUAAGGAGACGGACGUGAUCAAGGACACGCGCGACCCGAUCUUUGAGGACGUGACCGAGUUCCUCGUGACGGACCGUGCUUCGAGUGUGCUCACGGUCGAGAUUAUCGACGCACGCGAGCUGGCGGGCAAUCCCACGAUCGCCUCGCUGAGCACCAAGAUCGACGACCUGAUCCAGGCCAAGAAGCGCCAGCAGGACUGGUUCCCGGUGCCCCAGACUCCGCAGAGCCGCGUGCGCAUGUCGGCGCUCUGGAAACCGGUCGUGAUGGCGGGCAGUAUCAACGGCUCCAACUCGUACCGCCCCCCUAUCGGUGUGCUGAAGGUGUGGAUCCGCGGCGCGGUCGACAUCAAGAACGUCGAGGCGCUCAUGGGCGGCAAGUCGGACCCCUACGCGAUGCUCCGCGUGAACAACCUGAUUGUGAGCGGCACGGCAGUCAUCGACAACGACCUGAACCCCGUGUGGAACCAGGUGCUGUACGCCCCGGUGCACUCCACCUCGGAGAUUGUGCGCCUGGAGGUGAUGGACUACCAGUCGAGCACCGCGGACCGCACGCUCGGCUUUGUCGACCUGCCUGUGAGCAAGUACGCCGAGGACAACGUCGAAGACCGUGCCUACCCCUACCGCAGCAACGGCCGCCACACGCUCCGUGAGAAGCUGAAGCAGUCGAACGGCACGCUGAAGGGCAAGAUCGACUUUGACCUCGAGUUCAUCCCGGCGAUGCACGUCGAAGGCGCCAACUUUAUCGAGCAGAACAAGAAGAUGGCCGCCGAGGCCAAGGCCAAGUCGAAGCAGCCCUCUGCGCCCCCCGGCUCGGCGCUCGACUCGCCCGAUGCGGUGCGCCAGCAGCAAGCCGCCGAGGACGGCGAGAACGACGACCAGAUCGUUGCCGGCCAGGCCGUCCAGGACGACGACGAGGAGGACGAGGACAGCGGUGUGCACCUCAGCGCCCAAGAGCUCCUGCAGCACCGCUCGGGUGUGCUUGCGUUCAACAUGAUCUCGGGCCAGAUCCUCAAGCCGCGCGCGCAGCUCGAGGUGGUGUUUGACGACAGCUACUGGCCUGCGUACACCACCGAGCGCCGCAAGAAGAACUACAACUGGGACGAGGUCGGCGAGGCGGUCAUCCGCGAGCUCGAAGUCUCCAACGUGUGGUUCCGUCUGCGCAACGGUGCGUCGGACGACGACGUGUUUGCAGAGUACAUGUGCUCGACCAAGGAGCUGCUCGAAAAGUGUCUCGAGCAGCCCACCGAGCUCACGCUCCAGCCCGUCGGCAGCCACGCCUUUGACAUGCCCGAGAUCGACCUGCCAAACAUGCCCAGCAUGCCCGAGAUGAACAUGCCCGACGCCAAGUCCGUUGGCGCGAUGCCGGGCAAGGCGUUCAAGAGCGCGGGCGGCAUCGCCAAGGGCGGCGUCGACUUUGCCACGCAAGGCGGCAAGAACAUUGCCAACUUUGCGUCAAACGGCCAGGUGGUCCCGGUGCAGAACGAGAUCAAGAUCAGCUGCCGCUACGUGCCGGUCGACGUGCACCUCGAGCCGAUCGAGAGUAUCGUGAACCAGGGUGUGCUCACCAUCGAGGUCGUCAGCUGCGCGAACCUGCGCUCUGCCGACCGCGGCGGCAAGUCGGAUCCCUACGUGAUCUUUGAGGACAAUGGCCACGAGCUCGCGCGGUCCAAGACGGUGAAGAAGACGCUGCACCCCACGUUUAACGACGUGCUGCCCGAAGUGGUCAUCAAGUCGCGCCUGACGCACGACUACACCUUUAAUGUACGCGACUGGGAUCAGGUCGGCGCGUCGGACCCCCUGGGUGUGGCGCACGUCAACCUCGCCGAGCUCGAGCCGUUCGAGGUGCACGAGCGCACCUACCAGCUCACCGGCCACGGUGCAGGACCCGACAGCACCAUCACGGCGCGCUUCGAGUUCCGCCCGGUCUAUGCCAACAACCGCACGGGCAAGGGCGGCGCGCUCGGCCGCAACGUCGCGUCCGGCGUCAUUGGCGGUAUCGGUGGUAUCGGAAAGGGUGUCGCGCACGGUGGCAAAGGCAUCUUUAAUGUGGUCACCAGCCCCUUCCACCACAAAAAGUCGGAAAGCAACGCGAGCCAGAUGCCGCGCAGCGAGUCGCAGGUGCAGCAGCAGCAGCAGCAGCAGCAGCUGCAACCGGCGUCGUCGGCGACGCAUAUUGACGAUACGCAGUCCAUGCGCGACUCGCAGUCGAUGUACGGCCAGCGCUUCGACUCGCAGUCGCUCGCCGAGGGCGGCGGCGCGAGCGGCGUGCGCCACCGCCGCUCGCGCCUCCACAACCCCUUCAAGCGGACCAAAGAGCCCUCGGAGGGCGCGCCGCGUCGCUAG
Molecule: messenger RNA, 4257 nt
Organism: Malassezia japonica
Lineage: Eukaryota; Fungi; Basidiomycota; Malasseziomycetes; Malasseziales; Malasseziaceae
Exons: 1
Coding region: 1-4257 (1418 amino acids)
Molecular function (GO): lipid binding
Source: RefSeq, a predicted model, not a curated record